AUGGUUACAACUUCAAGAAGGCAUAAGGGCCCAGUAAUUUCUGAUGAUGAUGAUGACGUUGAUAUAAAACAAGAUGAAGUGAAUAACUUUGAUGAAGAUGAUGAAGAUUCACCACCCUCAGAAAAUGAUAAAAAUGAAGAUGAUUAUAUUGAAGAAGAUGAUGAAAUGCCUAGAACAAGAAGAAGAACAAUUAGAUCAAAACGUAUCAUGAAACAAGACUCGGAUUUCGAUGAUGAUGAUAAUAAUCUUGAUGAUGACGAUGAAGAAAUAUCUGAAGAUGAUAAAUAUUUUGAACGAUUAAAGGAGAAACAAUUCAUUGCCACUGACGAUGAAGAUGAUGGUGGGAAUUAUGGUUAUGGAUCUAGAAGAAGAAGAAUGAAAAGGAGGUCGAGAUCAAGAUCUCUUGAACCACGUAAAAGAACAAGAAGGACCAGAAAUAACAGUGAUUCUGAAGACGGUGAUAAUGAAGAACCUCAAACUGAAGUAGAAGAAGAUAUUCAAAAGGAAAUUGCUGAAUUAUACGAUUCUUCUCCUGAGCCAGGUCCAGUGAAACACAAAUUGAGAGAAAGGGCUAAAAUCGAUUAUACCAUACCUCCUCCAAUAACUACCGAUGCUCAAUUGGAAAGACAAGCUACAGCAACUCCAAGUUUCACAAAAGGUAAAAGAGGUAGACCUUCAACUGCCAAUAAAUCUGAAUAUCGUAAUUUAUUAUUCCCAACUGCUGGACCAUUUGGAGGAAGUGAUGUAAUCUCAUUGUUCGGUACCAAUAUACCUCCCGGUGGUAUUCCUAUACCAGGAUUAUCUAAUAAUGGAAAUCCUGCAGCAAUAGGUAAUAAUUUAAGUGAUUCAGAUUCUUCUGAUGAUGAGAUAACUCCAAUAAAUGGCUCUGCCACCAUUACCAAGAAACCUUUUGAUAAAGUUAAAAAAAUCAACAACACUAAAUUGAUAGGAACUUCAGCUACUGGCGAUAAGAAGAAGAAUAACUUAAGUGAUACUGAUCCCUUGGGAGUUGAUAUGAAUAUAGAUUUCGAUUCUGUAGGUGGAUUGGAUAAUUAUAUCAAUCAAUUAAAGGAAAUGGUUGCUUUACCAUUGUUAUAUCCUGAGUUAUACCAGAAUUUCUCCAUAACUCCUCCUAGGGGUGUGCUUUUCCAUGGUCCUCCAGGUACGGGUAAAACAUUGAUGGCAAGAGCUUUAGCUGCAAGUUGUUCUACUUCAACAAGAAAAAUCACUUUUUUCAUGAGGAAGGGUGCUGAUUGUUUGAGUAAAUGGGUUGGUGAAGCUGAAAGACAAUUGAGACUUUUAUUCGAAGAAGCAAAGAAUCAACAACCUUCUAUUAUAUUCUUCGAUGAAAUCGAUGGUCUUGCCCCAGUGAGAUCUUCAAAACAAGAGCAAAUUCAUGCUAGUAUUGUUUCAACGUUAUUGGCAUUAAUGGAUGGUAUGGAUAACAGAGGUCAAGUUAUAGUUAUAGGUGCUACCAAUAGACCAGAUUCUGUUGAUCCAGCUUUAAGAAGACCUGGUAGAUUCGAUAGAGAAUUCUAUUUCCCAUUACCAGAUGCUAAUUCAAGAAAACAAAUCUUGAAAAUUCAUACAAAGAAGUGGGUUCCGCCGCUCAAAGAUGAAUUUGUCGAGAAAAUUGCUGACUUAACCAAAGGUUAUGGUGGUGCUGAUUUGAGAGCAUUGUGUACUGAAGCAGCUUUAAGUAGUAUACAAAGAAAAUACCCACAAAUUUAUUUUACUAACGAAAAGUUGAAAGUUCAUCCAUCCAAGGUGAGGGUAAUUGCUAAAGAUUUCAUGAAUGCUGUGGAAAAAAUCGUUCCCUCAAGUGCCAGAUCCACAUCUUCUAGGUCAUCUCCAUUACCAAGUAAUUUAAAAUGUUUGUUGGAAAACUCCUUGAAUGAAAUCACCCUCAAACUUAAUAAUUUGAUCCCUAAUUCCAUUCAUACCAAGAAUAACAAAAAGUCCACUAAGUUGGAUGAAGCAUUGUAUUUGGAUCCUACCACUAAAGAUGAAGAUGGAGGUUUUGGUAGACAAGAAUUACUUAAAAACUUGGAGAAUUCAAGAAUUUGUAAACCGCAUUUGCUAAUUUGUGGUGAUCAUGGUAAUGGUCAACAAUAUUUAGGUUCGGCGAUAUUAAAUUAUUUGGAAGGGUUCCAAGUUCAAUCAUUAGAUAUUGGAUCUAUGUUCGAAGAUCCUACAAGAACUCCCGAGCUGACUAUCGUUCAAGCUUUUAUAGAAGCAAGGAGACAUCAACCAUCGAUAGUGUUCAUACCAAAUAUUGAUAUAUGGUAUAAUGUUGUACCAUAUUCUGCUAAAGCCACGUUAACCAGUUUACUCAGGUCAUUAAAGAGUAAUGAAAAGAUCUUGUUAUUAGGAAUAUCAGAAACUAAUAUGGAGCAAUUAGAUCCUGAAAUCAAACUUAUCUUUGGUUUGAACAAUGAAGGUAACAAUGUGUCAUUGAGAAAUCCUAAGGUCGAUGAAAGGAAAGAGUUCUUUAAGAGUUUGGAAUCAACUUUAUUGAUGAAACCUUUCGAAUUUAUCAAUGACUUGGAAAAUAGACCAAAAAGAAAAUUGAAAACCUUAGAAGUGGUCAAACAAGAUGUUACUAAUAACGAAGACUUAUCUAAGAAAGCUUUGAAGCAACAAGAAUAUCAAGAUACCAAGCUUAAGAAUACUUUGAAGAUCAAAUUGGCCAGUUUGAUGGAUUUAUUCAAGGUCAGAUACAAGAGAUUCAAGAAACCCAUAAUCGAUGAGAACUACUUAACUCAUUUGUUUUAUCCUGAGAUUCUUGAAAAUCAAAAUCCUUUGAUUCCAUAUGAAGUUUUAUAUGAAAAGGCUACAGACAAAGAACAUGAAAAUAUGAUAAGAGAAUUAAAAACGGGUAAAUAUUAUCACAAUAUUGAUUUAGAUAUUAUCGAAGAAAGAUUAUGGAAUGGGUAUUAUUCUGAACCCAAACAGUUUUUGAGGGAUAUCAAAAUGAUUGUUCAAGAUUCUAUAACCGAUGGAGAUAGAGAUAGAGUUUUAAAGUCUAAUGAAAUGUUAACUAAUGCUCAAUUUGGAAUUGAUGAUAUAAGUACCCCCGAAUUCAUUCAAGCAUGUAAGGACAUGAGAAAGAGAGAAUUGGAAAGACAAGCUAAAGUUUUACAAGAGCACAAGGAAUUACAAGAGAAGAUUAAGAAAGGAGAAAUCGUUCUUGAUCAACAACAGCCUGCGAUUGAGUUUGGUGGUGUUAUUGGAGAAGUCAAUGGAUCCAUUGAAAACGGACAAUCUAAAGCUAUUGAGGAUAUUGAAAUGGCUGAAGAGCCUAAAAUUGUUGAAGAUGUUGUCAUGUCUGAACCUAAAGAAGCUGCUCAGUCAGAAGGGGAUGAGAUGAUCCCUCAAAUUGAAGGUCAAAUUCAAACUCAAGCUCUUUUGGAACCUAAUGGGUCAGUUGUUGAUGCUAAUGGUGUUCCUAUUAUUGGUGAUGACGUGGAUGAAUCCUUACCAGCUAUCGAUAAACCCGUUGAAAUUCCACUUAACGGAACAAAAGAAACAGAGACUGAAAUUACUGCUAAACAGACUGAAAUCGUUGAGGAAUCAGAAUCAGAACCGGAAGAAGAAGUUUCCAUCGAUUACUCAAAACCUCUCAUUAUUCCUGAAACUUACAAACACUUCUUUGAUCAAAGAGUAAUUGAAAUCACUGAACAUUGCAACAUAGAAAAAUUAGAAAUCAUCAUGGCCAGAUUAAUGGAUAUCAUUUGGAGUGACAGAAAUAAAUGGGAUAAAACUGAAACCGUUGAAAAAUUAUAUGAAGUUUCCAAAGAAAUUGAAACUGACUUGAAAAUUUAA
Messenger RNA from Yamadazyma jaroonii, 3825 nucleotides. The record is from the annotation of a GenBank genome assembly. Lineage: Eukaryota; Fungi; Ascomycota; Pichiomycetes; Serinales; Debaryomycetaceae.